Molecule: messenger RNA, 1904 nt
Organism: Ananas comosus (pineapple)
Lineage: Eukaryota; Viridiplantae; Streptophyta; Magnoliopsida; Poales; Bromeliaceae
Product: plastidal glycolate/glycerate translocator 1, chloroplastic
Exons: 8
Coding region: 161-1723 (520 amino acids)
Source: RefSeq, a predicted model, not a curated record
AUAAAAGUAGCCGAUCCCUGAUUUUAGCGGGAAAUGUCCUGCGCCCACCAAUCAUUCGGUUUCCAAACGCCUAUUUCUGUCCACACGACACUCCCCCUCUUCCUCUUCCUCUCUGGGAGUGGGAAGUAGAGAGCUGAGGUCACUCCCUCGCUCAUCCUCCAUGGCUGCUGCUUCUACCAUCCGAAUUCGCCCAGCUGUCUCCGCUCUCCCUCUCACCACAUCUACGCUCCGAAAACCAACCUCCAUUCCCACCACGAGAUGCCCCCGUCCCUCUCUCCCGAGACCCAUCGUCUCCUCCCGUUUCAAUCCGAGCUCUUCUCCUCCUCCUCGAUCUCUCGGACCCCGAUUUGGUUUUCGCCACACGGAUAAUGGCGACGAUGAUGUGCGGCAUCGUAAUCUUCUAGUUCCGGCGAGAUCCGCGGGAACUGAAGCAGGGCAAGCUGCUUUUGGAUUUCCCACCAUCGUCAAAUUCUUGCAUUUGGCGGUGUCACUAGGGAUAAUCCUUGCUGCUGAUAAGCUUCUCCGCAAGGCCUUCCUUGCGGCGUCGAUUAAGUUCCCGAGCGCGCUUUUUGGGAUGUUCUGCGUGUUCUCUGUGCUGAUGAUCUUAGAUUCGACAGCCCCUUCUGCCGCGACGGGCUUUAUGAACUUCUUCGAGCCAGCAACGUUGUUUAUCCAGAGGUGGCUUCCUCUGUUUUACGUUCCGUCGUUGGUGGUUUUGCCUCUCGCAGUGAGGGAUGUCCCUGCGGCCUCCGGGCUGAAGAUUUUCUUGAUCUUAGUUGGGGGCUGGUUGGCGUCACUAAUGGUUGCAGGAUAUACAGCCAUAACAGUGAGAAGAAUUGUCCAGACCGAGAUGAUACCGGCUGAGCCCAUGACGAAGCCUUCUCCAUUCACAGCAGUGGAACUUUGGGCUUGGGCUGCCAUCUUCGUUUUGUCAUUUGCCCUAGCACUUGUUUACCCGACAGCACUCAGUACGAGUGCAGGAACCUGCCUCCCUUUCCUACUUGCUGCUACCGUCUUGGGUUACAUGAUUGGUUCUGGGUUACCAUCAAAUGUCAAACAAGUGUUCCAUCCAAUCAUUUGCUGUGCAGCUUCUGCAGAUUUGGCAGCACUAGCAUAUGGGUAUCUCUCCCGAUCUGGAAUGGAUGCUGUUCUAGGCAACUAUCUCACUAAGGUAUCCUCAAAUCCUGGAGCUGGUGACAUACUGAUGGGUUUUCUUGGCUCUGUUAUCAUAUCAUUUGCUUUCUCAAUGUUCAAACAGAGAAAGCUUGUGAAGAGGCACGCGGCAGAGAUUUUCUCAUCAGUCAUCAUUGCUGCCGUUUUCUCAUUAUACUCGACUGCUAUUAUAGGACGAUUGGUUGGUCUUGAGCCAAUAUUGACCGUAUCAAUUUUGCCGAGAUGUAUAACCGUGGCACUAGCCUUGAGCAUAGUGUCUUUCUUUGAAGGUGCAAAUGCUUCUCUUACUGCUGCUGCGGUUGUUCUUACUGGUCUUGUCGGCGCAAAUUUUGUCCAAGCAGUGAUGGAUAAACUUCGUUUGAAUGACCCUAUUGCUAGAGGGAUUGCGACAGCUUCCAGUGCACAUGGACUGGGAACAGCCGCAUUGUCGGCAAAGGAACCUGAGGCUCUUCCAUUUUGUGCUAUUGCUUAUGCUCUCACUGGCAUCUUCGGCUCGCUGAUCUGCUCCGUCCCUGCAGUGAGGCAAAGUUUAGUGUUGAUUGCUGGGUAGAAUGAUCUUGCUUGCUUAGCUUCGGAAGGUAAAUUGAUUUUGCAUUAUAACUCCUCAGAUUAUUGUAAAUUUAGAAAUCGAAAAACAACUCCUUUCUAGUGUACACUCAAGCAUGCUGGAGAUGUCAAAUUUUUUUUCGGGGGUUUUCUUUCGAAAAAAAACUUUUUUCUCCUUUUUUUUU